Sorex araneus (European shrew) is the source of this 7255-nucleotide messenger RNA. It is a transcript of the gene LPAR2, whose product is annotated as lysophosphatidic acid receptor 2. Gene Ontology annotation, molecular function: lysophosphatidic acid receptor activity. Bases 823 to 1824 code for a protein of 333 amino acids. Gene Ontology annotation, cellular component: membrane. Lineage: Eukaryota; Metazoa; Chordata; Mammalia; Eulipotyphla; Soricidae. Gene Ontology annotation, biological process: G protein-coupled receptor signaling pathway. The transcript is spliced from 3 exons. The record is from RefSeq and is a predicted model, not a curated record.
GGGGCCGGGCGGGGCCGGGCUCUGAGAGGUUGGGCGCGUGGCGGGGGCGGGACUCGGGGCGCGCGCGGGGCGGAGGCGGGACCCUCCUCCCGCGCUCUAAGGCCGCCGAGCCCGGCUCACCCGGAUGCUCCUGCACCUCUGUCGCCGGGCUGCUUCAUGGGUGCUGGACGCGUCCCAAGCCCCCACCAAGCCGCCCCGCGUGCGCCGUGACGCGCGGCCCAGGUGAGGCUGGCACGGACGGCGCGCGGGGCCCGGGGAGGGCGUGGAACUUGCCCGCGGGUCCGGGCGCCGCCCCUGCUCCCCGCCCUCUCCACCCAGCCCUGGAGCACCGGGGGCAGCCACCCCGCCUCCUUAACUGACUUCUCCCCUCUUUGUCCCGGAGGCCUCCUGGGCUCUAGGCGACCCCCCACCCACCGGGAACCUUGGCACCCAGAGCUGGAGCGCGGUGCGUGAGGCAUCUCGGUGCUCACUGGGGUCGCCCCAUCUCCUCACCUCUCCCUCAACCCCUCACUGACCCGGGCUCCUCCUCUCGCAGCUCAUCCUCUUUGUCCUUCAUCGAUUUCCCCCCACCCCCCACCCCACCAUUGGCAGCACGUGGGUAUGGGGGGGUUAGCUUUGCAUCCAGCUUUAAAAAGCCCAACCUGGCCUGGCAGCAGUUGGACCUGGCAGAGCUGGCAGAGCGUCUGAACAACCAGCCAAGUUUGUUUCCCCUCCCCCCCUGCUAGGUGCUGCUCAGGCGGGCGCUAGACCGGCGGGUCCUUCCUGACCCAGUAGCCUCUCCCCAAAGCCUCUGUGCUCAGGGGGGGUGCGCUUACUAGCGCCAUGGGCCAGUGCUACCACAAUGAGACUCUGGGCUUCUUCUACAACAACAGCGGGAAAGAACUCAGCAAGCACUGGAGGCCCAAGGAUGUGUUGGUGGUGGCCCUGGGGCUGACCGUCAGCCUUCUGGUGCUGUUCACCAACCUGCUGGUCAUUGCGGCCAUCGUCUCCAACCGCCGUUUCCACCAGCCCAUCUACUACUUGCUGGCCAACCUCGCAGCCGCUGACCUGUUCGCCGGCCUGGCCUACUUCUACCUCAUGUGCAACACGGGCCCCAGAACUGCUGGCCUUACCUUGCACCGCUGGUUCCUGCGCCAGGGCCUGCUGGACACCAGCCUCACGGCGUCGGUGGCCACGCUGCUGGCCAUCGCCGUGGAGCGUCACCGCAGUGUGAUGUCCGUGCAGCUGCACAGCCGCCUGCCCCGUGGUCGUGUGGUGCUGCUCAUCGCCGUGGUGUGGGUGGCCGCGCUGGGCCUGGGGCUGCUGCCUGCCCACUUCUGGCACUGCCUGUGCACGCUGGACCGCUGCUCCCGCAUGGCGCCGCUGUUCAGCCGCUCCUACCUGGCCGUCUGGGCCCUGUCCAACCUGCUGGUCUUCCUGCUCAUGGUGGCCGUCUACACCCGCAUCUUCUUCUACGUGCGCCGUCGGGUCCAGCGCAUGGCAGAGCACGUCAGCUGCCAUCCCCGCUACCACGAGACCACGGUCAGCCUGGUGAAGACUGUCGUCAUCAUUCUGGGGGCUGCAGCGAUAGCACAGCGGAGAGGGCACUUACUUUGCAUGCGGCCGACCAGGCGCCUUUGUGGUGUGCUGGACGCCGGGCCAGGUGGUGUUGCUACUAGACGGCCUGGGCUGCCGCUCCUGCAACGUGCUGGCUGUGGAGAAGUACUUCCUGCUGCUGGCCGAGGCCAACUCUCUCAUCAACGCCGUGGUCUACUCGUACCGCGACGCCGAGAUGCGCCGAACCUUCCGCCGCCUGCUCUGCUGUUCCUGCCGCCGCGGCCAUGAGGAGCGUGCGUCCCCGGGCUACACAUCCGCCCGCAUCAGCACCCGCAUCAUGCUGCCGGACGGUGGGGGCAGCGGCCCGCCCACUGACUCCACCCUCUAGCCCGGGCCCCCGGACUGCGUGCCCUAAAGUUAGACGGCGUCUGGGGUCAGGGGCAAGGGCAGACACUGCACAUCUCAGCGUGGAUGUCAUGGCUGGGACACCCUGGACUGCACCGCCCCAUCCCACCCCACCCCACCGGCCCGAGGAUGGAUCUUCCAGGCCCUAGACCAGGGGGUCUGAGUGUGGGCGUGAGAGCUGUGGGGCCCCCUUUAUAGCGUCCGGGAAGGCCUCCCGUACGAUUCAGGGGUCCCCCUCUGGAGUCGCGUGUGAGAGGAGGAGUAAAAGCCUUUUUUUUAUUUUUCCGUGGUGCUCUGCAGCAUCUGUCCUCAGCCACCCCCUGCCAGCCCUUUCCUCUGAGCUUGGGGGGCUGACAAGCCUGCCCUUUCUGUUUCCCACCCAAUCACCCCACACAGUGGGGUCCCCGGAGCAGGACACAGGAUCUGGCCGUUUCUCCUCCUUCUCCCAUGCACCCUGACAGCCUGAGGUACAACUUGGAACUCUCUCCACCCCUGUGGGCAGGCAUUACUUUUUUUGUUUAUUUGAGUUUUUGUUUGUUUAUUUGACUACACCCAGCAGUGCACAGGGGUUGCAUCUAGCUCCGCAUUCAGGAAUUACAUGGGCUGCAGGGAUCACCCUCUGUUCCUGUGCAAGGCUCGCCCCAGGCGUUGUUCGGCAGCGCUGGGUGGGUUUGCUGCAGCCUCGUAGGCAGAAGACUCCACCAGAAGCCACUUUGCAGCCCUGCUGCCUUUCUCUUUCACUUUUAGUUUAGGUUUUCAGGUUAUACCUCAGCUCAGUGCUGUGGGUCACUCCCUGCUGUGCCCCAUGGCCUGUGAUCAGGUGCAGACUCCCCACAAAGCCCGGCCCCUUCAGGCUGAGGUUUGGCCUGUGACCCAUCUAAGGGUGCAGAGUUGCUUGGAGGGACCUGAGAGAUGGGCUCUGGGAUCCCCCCAAGGCUGGACAAGUUUAUCCGCUCUUUACCCGAAACCUCCAGCCUCAAACAUGCCAGACCCUUAAUGAGCCCUCCCACAUGUGCACAUUGUCCCCUGGGCACCUGCGGCUCUUUUUUGGGAGGAACUCUAAAGCAAUUUGGGGCGGACACCAAGGGUAUACCCACGGGUGCUCAGAGACCCAUGUGGUGACAAGGGUUGAACUUGGGGUCUCAUGCGCCCAACCCACCAGCCCUGUGAGGAGCCAGAGAUGAAAGCUGAACUGGGGUUUGGGUACUUCAGGGUUAAAGGGGCACAUGCACCCCCCCCAGGUCAAACACCUGUAUGUGCAGAUUAUGAGUGGAACUACAAUGCCCCAGAGCCCAGGCCGUGUUCCAGCCAGGAAGAAUGCUGUCUUUGCCUCCAUGGGUGAACCGGAGCCUCUUGAACUGGGCUGUCAUCAAGAGUAAGGACCCUGGAUGGGGGCUUUAUCCUGGAGGAUGGACGGGUGUCUGGGUAUCCCACCAGCCAGCCCGAGCUGCAAGAAUUGGCUGGCAGUGGGGAGGGUGCGCCUGUGGGCGGGGCUCAGGGGUCUGGCUCUGAGCAGUCCAGGUGGUGAGGGUUGGCUGGCAGCGUGGGGGGCGGGACUCAGCGUUCUGGGGCGUGCCAGUUGGUUGGCUAUGUAGGGGGCGUGUCUGUGGGCGGGGUUCAGCUGUUUGGGCGAUGUCGGUUGGCUGGCUACUUGGAGGCGUGUCUGUAGGCGGAACUUAGCGCUCAGACCUAGACUUUGGCCACCACCACUUUGCCCAAGUCCCCUUUGGCAGCCGGUGUGAUUCCACCCGCCCCCCGCCCCCGCACCCCAAAGCCGGCCCCUGGUGCCAACAGGCACGACAACGUGCGGCAGCAGAACACGGCCGUCCCCGCAGCAGGUGAUGAGCCGACCCGAGCAUCCGCGUGAGGAUGAGUGCUGGGGGCAGCAGAUGAGAAGAGUCUUCUGGCGACAGAUGGAGAAAUAAGGGGUCAGCGGCAGGUGUUGGGGCUUUGGGGAGGAGUGAAGGCGGGGCCCAGAGGCCAGAGGGAUUUGCAGGCUCCCAUCGACAGAUUGGAAGCAGAUUGGAGGGGGCGGUGGGUGUGGGGACCCGGAAAAGGGGAGGUGGGGGUAGAGCUAGAUGGGGAACCGACCCUAUUUGCAGAGUGAUCUGAGCUGCUGUGGGAAGCAAACAUCUGCAGGGCCUUGGAACCAUCUAAGCGCUCACCCCACACACGCACACACAUGCACACAUCCUCCCUCCCUCCCUCCCCCUUUCUUCCCUCUCUCCCUCCUUCCUUCCUUCCCUCUCUCCUUCCUUCAUUCUCUCUCUCCCUCCUUCCUUCCUUCUCUCUCCUUCAUUCUCUCCUUCCUUCCUUCCUUCCUUCCUUCCUUCCUUCCUUCCUUCCUUCCUUCCUUCCUACCUUCUUUCCUUCCCUCCAUUCCUCCUUUUUUCUCUCUUUUUCUUCUUUUUCUUUUGUUUUUCUUUGGGGGCCACUCCCCGCUCAGCAUCGGGGUCACAGGUGCUCAGGGAACAGUACCAGGUGCUCAGCCCCCUGCGCUUGCGGCCUCUGGGAGGCUGAAAGACCUUUCAGGGUGGGGACCAGAAGCUUUGAAUCUUUCAUGCUUCUUUUUUGUCAGGGUACAAGGCGCGACCAGCAGUGCUCAGCGGAGCCUGUGGGGUUCCAGGCAUGAGCCUUGGUCUUCCCCGUGCAGAGCCCGCACUCCGGCUCCGCCCGUAUCCACACCUCACUGUAGCUGUGACAGCACUGCAGGUGACAGACAAGUGGGGACAGGAGGAGCUCUGGGGACUCCCUGACUAUUGGCUCUUUACCCCCCGGGCGUCAGUGUCUGCCCUGCCCCCCUGACUACGGGGCAUGGUGCUGAGGCCUGGCUCCUGCUCUUGGUUUUGUUUGUUGGCGCCUUUGGUUUGGAUUUGGGGCUACACGCGGUGACACCCCUGGCUCUGCACUCAGGGAUCACUCCUGGCAAUGCUCAGUGCGUAGGGGACGCUGGGGUCCACCUGGGUUGUCCUGUGAAGGCAAGUGCCCUCCCCACUGUCUCUCCACAGCCCUAAGGCUGGUGUUUUUAUCGUGGUGAUUGUGGAGUCAUUCCCUGCGGUGCUGAGGGCAUGGGGGAACCGGGCAGUGCCAGGGAUGGAGCCCGGGUCUCUUAGCACAAAGGCUGGGCUCCGCCCUUGAACUCGCUACAAGGCCUGGAUCGUUAUGUCAGUGACAUUGGUCACAUUUUACGGGAAGAACUUUCCACGUUUCUACUGCACACAGGGGCGCGGCUGGCCGUGAACUGAUUCCAGUCACUGAGAGGAGGCCCUGGGAUCAGCAAAGGACAAAGGGAGCCAAUGUGGCCUUCGGGUGAUGCUUGGAGGCCCUGGGCAGUGGCCCGGCCCGGCCCCUCAGAGCACUGUGUGGAAACUGCCAAGUGGACCUGACCCCCUGAAGAAUCCAGGCCAGGCUGCAGGAUGGAACAUCCUUCUCAGGCCUGGGAAAUGGGAUUGCAGACUGGAAAUUGUUUGUUUGAGGGCCCACCCAGCAGUGCUCAGGGCUUACUCCUUGGUUCCUCACGCAGGGAUGAGUCCUGGCUGGGCUCUGAGAACAGUGGGAUGCCGGGGGCAAAUCCAGUCAGCUGUCUGCAGGCAAGGGCCCCUGGAGAGCCAUGUAGACUGGGCCCCUUUUGAUCCCACCUAUCUUCUGAGCACUGAGAUGGGAGCAAUUCCUGAGCCCCACCAGGUGUGAUCCAAUUCAAAAUAAAAUAUUCUCUCAGGCUGGAGUGAUAGCACAGCAGGUACGGUGUUUGCCUUGCACGUGGCCGACCUGGGUUCAAAUCCCAGCAUCCAUAUAGUCCCCUGAGCAUCACCAGGAGUGAUUCCUGAGUGCAGAGCCAGGAGUAACCCCUGUGCAUCUCUGGGUGUGACCCAAAAAGAAAAAAAAAUUCUCUCUUGGGGCUAGAGCGAUAGCACAGCGGGUAGGGCGUUUGCCUUGCACACGGCCGGCCCAGGUUUGAUUCCCUGAGCACCUGAGCACCACCAGGCAUAAUUCCUGAGUGCAGAGCCAGGAGUAACCCCUGUGCAUCGCCAGGUGUGACCCAAAAAGCAAAAUAAAAAAUAAAAAAAAGAAAUUCUCUCUUUCCAUCCCAUCGGGACACUCGUUGGAGGGCGUUCCUCUGGAGACAGACCCGGGACCACCCAGGAGAGCCUGACGGUCAUCAGCCAGCCACUCCUGGCUCUGAGAUGCGGUUUGUACGGGAUUUCCUGGGCCUGUACAGGCCUUCCCGGUACCCAUCCUAGGCUCACAGAAGCAGCUGCAGAGAAAGAGGCUCCCUACAGGCCCUGUGGCCCCCUCCACUGUAUCAGCCAUCUGAGAACAACAUGUGGUGGCAGGGCAGAGGGCCUGGGGGAAGCUGGGGUGCCCCCACCUUCCCUGGUCACCCAGCACAACACAAAAAGGGGAGGAAUGAAAAUUAUAGUAAGGGGCAGAGCAGAGCACAGUGGGGAGGGCCCUGGCCUGGCACAUCAGGGUUCCAUCCCCCACACCCCCUAGGGCCGCGCUAGGAAUAACCCCUGAGCACCACUGAGGGUUGUCCCCCAAAGUAAACAUAAUUAAGAUAAUAACUAAAAGUGCUUUCUUUUGUUGGGGGAGGCACAUCCGGUGAUGCUCAGGGCUUAGUCCUUGCGCUGUGCUCAGAGGCCGCUCCUGCAGGGAGUCUGAAGUGAGAGGCAAGUUCCUUACCUGCGUUCCUAUCGCCCCAGCCCCAAUGUGUCAUGUCACUGCGUCCCACACUGCACCCGACUUCCCUCCCCACAACCUCUCACCCCUUAAACUUCUUUACUCCCUUACAAAUUUCAGAGCCUGGGGCCAGAGCAAUAGCGGGAGGGCUGAGCACUGGCCUUGCCCACAGCUGGCCUGGCUUUGAUCCCCACACCCGUAUGGUCCCCCAAACACUGCCAGGAAUGAUCCUGGAACACCAAGCCGGAAGUAAAACCUGGACACCACCAGGUGUGGCCCCAACCCCCCCAAGAUUAUUCUUUUAAAGAGUCUCAAUCUUCCCAGACGCCCAAGCUAGGGACCUGGGGCUGCAUCUGACUUCCCUGAGGAACCCGGGACCACGCCAGGAGUGACCCUAAGCACGACCGGGUGAGACCCCCCCAAGAAAUAACAAAAAAGUAAAUAAAACAUAGGAAAAAUAGGGGAGAAGAGACAGAUGAGAAGCAGCAGGCCAGCUUGCAGGGUUAAAGUACAGAGGUGGCGUUAGGAAUGAGGAGGCGAAUGUCCAGACUCAGCGUCAGUGACCUGUAUCAGCCACUGAUACCCAGACGGUGGCAGCUGGACUCAGGACCUGUCAGGAGGGCAGGGCGGAGGA